CUGCCAUUUCCGAGGAUCCCCUCCCCACCCCCCUCACCCCCGCCUCCGGCAACCAGCCCCAGCCCCGGCGUGCGGGGGCAGAGCCUGAAUCGCGGCUCCGGGGGAAGCUCGGGCGGGGCGGGGACGAGAGGCAGAGGGGUCUGCACGCCCCGCUCCCGCCCCUCCAGCCGCUGCCGGAGCCGAGCCGAGCCGAGCCGAGCCCCGCCGGCCUGGGAGUCGCCGCCGCCCGAACAGGAAAUUUGAAGAAAACAACUCUAUCCUGCCAAGAGCGCUGGGUUCAAAGAAUUGGCGUUUUCCAGUGAGCAGCAUCUUUCAGAAACGUUCCUGACCCCUCGCCGAGCUGAACACGUGUGUUGCUGCGCUGGUCGGGUUUGGAGACGGAGCAUGGUUUUGUGGAUUUCCCACAGGAAAAAAAACGCAUCUUUAUUGUUGAAUUUGUAAAGUAUCUGAACCAUCUGUUCCGAUGAGGCUGACAGCAGAGGUAACCACAGGCACAGAGGGCAACGAGGAUCAAUAACCAAUUCCCCGGCUAGUCGUGGGAGACGCACGGAUGACCUUCCAGAAUAAAUAGCCAAGAUGGUGUGUUAAGUACCCAUGGUUAAAUGAUGCUGCCGUGUUGCUGAAGGCCUUUCCUUCGCGGGUGCUGGCGUGGGACUGCUGCGAGCCUGGCCUCUCCGUGGUUGCACGGCUCUUCUGCUGAGGCCUCCUGCAUGCCCCUCUGUUGCAUGCUGGAUCGCUGGGCGGUAGUUUCAAAGGAUGCCCACGUAAUUUCUGGAUGCCGAAGCCGGCGGGUGGUGCUGCAUUCCCUGCCACCGUUGCCGCCUUCUCCUCCUCUGCUGGGAUUGAUCAUCUCCUAUUCUUUGUGUUGUCUCUCAAGUAGUUUUCAAAGGGUCAAAUAUUUUCCAAAAACAGCUCUCCAAAAUGACAAGCCUGUUCCGGAGGAGCAGCAGCAAUGGCAGCUCAAGGAACAGCUCUUCUGCUCAGGAGCUCAAUAACAGCCGGCCCAGCCGGCAGGUGCGGCGGCUGGAGUUCAACCAAGCCAUGGAGGACUUCAAGACGAUGUUCCCCAACAUGGAUUACGACAUCAUUGAAUGUGUCCUGAGGGCCAACAACGGGGCUGUGGAUGCCACCAUUGACCAGCUCUUGCAGAUGAACUUGGACGGCGGUGGCUAUGACGACAGCUCGGACUCUGAUGACAGUAUCCCCCCCGAGAUUUUGGAGCGGACUCUGGAACCAGACAGUUCGGAUGAAGAGCCCCCUCCCGUGUACUCGCCCCCUGCCUACGACAUGCACGUGUUUGACCGGCAGUAUCCCCAAGCUCCUCCCACCCCUCCUCCCAGAAUUGAUAUCCAGACUUCUGCUGGCCCUCCCGCGCAGCGGCGGUACAGGAACUGGAAUCCACCGCUCCUAGGCAACCUCCCCGAUGACUUCCUUCGCAUCCUCCCGCAGCAGAUCAGCAGCGUGCAGAGCUCACAAAGCUGCCAUCAGUCGCUGUCAUGUGAGAGCAGCCAGAGGUCCCAGGGCUCGCUGGAGCAAGAGAGGAAGUGGAAGCAGUACCUGGAGGACGAGCGCAUUGCCCUCUUCCUGCAGAACGAAGAGUUCAUGAAGGAGCUCCAGAGGAACCGGGAUUUCCUCCUGGCCCUCGAGAGAGAUCGAUUGAAAUAUGAAUCAAAAAAAUCCAAGUCAAGCAGCGUUGCCGUCAGCAACAAUUUCAGUUUUUCUUCUGUAAUAUCAGGUGACGUAGCUCCCUCCGUAACCAGUGAGGCCAGCAGUGCUGUGUCUGAAGAUGCCUUAUUCAGGGACAAAUUGAAACACAUGGGAAAAUCUACACGCAAGAAGCUGUUUGAACUCGCCAGGGCUUUCUCAGAGAAGACCAAAAUGAGGAAAUCAAAAAGAAAACACUUGUUGAAGCACCAGGUGCUGGGGACCGGGGCAUCCACGGCUAAUCUUCUUGACGAUGUGGAAGGACACUCGUGCGAUGAAGACUUCCAAGCAAGGCGGCCGCAGCUACACGAGGAAGAGGAAACACCGAAAGAAGGGCAAUAAGUGAUCCCAGAUCCAUUACCCGAAUUGGGCUUUGUGGCUGGAAGAGAACUUAUCAAAGGCUUAAUAAGAAGAUGACUGAACAGGAGAGAAAAAGCAGUCCCUUGGCUGUUUUUUCUUCUCCCCUGCUGUUGUACUCUUGUGAAGUACAGGUAUUAAAAUGAGGCACAAUGUUUUCUUACCAGGGGUUUGAAAACACCUUUUCCUCUUUAGCAAAUCCAGCCAAAAAUCAGCAGCUGAUCUGAGUUUUUCUCAAUCGCUGCUGUGAAGAUAGUGGAUGUCAAGCUUAUGGGAGUAAUGGUCGACUCCUCACACUCUGAUACAUGUGCUGUUCUGAUAUGAAUUCAAAACAAUAAUAAUAAUAAUAAUAAUAAUAAUAAUGCAGCCAAACCUGAGCCCUGGCUCAAUCAUUUUUAAACAUAUCUCCGUAGCAGUGUAAUCUUACUCUACGCACACGAAAAAAGACCUACAAAAUGUUGUUGUUUGCCGCUAGGGGUAAUGAGCUGGGAUUCAGGUCAGGUAUUGGUCAAUAUGAAUUCUCUUUUAAAAGAAAAGGCCUUCUUCUUUUUAUUUUUUUCCAGACAUCUUACUUUGGAUGCAACCUUUUGCCUCAGGCAUUGAUCAAAACUGCCUUGAAACAUGCACAAAGCUGGGACUGUGUUUUUCUGUCCCAUGUACAACCUUCUCUUGCUUUGUGUUGCUGCUCCCAUGAUAUUAUGGUACCAUUCCCGAGCUGGGAUGAAGGGUGGAUGGGGUGGGUGGAUUUUGGAGCAGUUUCAUUGUCAUGGCUGAUUUCUCAACUAGAAUGCGUCUCAUGAGGUCUUGUUUGGAUUGGGGUAACGUUCGUGCCAGCUGGCUUCUCCCUCGGCGGCAGAAAGUACGCUUGAUGAGCAUGGUUUUCGAUGGGCUGGGAGUGUAGAUGGGGCCUUGUUUGAUUUUCCCCUCUGAGCUUGUUCAUCACAAGCCAAAUCCUAUUGAAUGGGCAGUUUAGCUGUUGGGAUCAGGAUUUGGCCUCAAGUGAGAUGCAAAUGGCUCCUCGCCCCUGGGUCCCACCUGGUCCUGGCACAUCUGUGCAGAGACCUGGCCAGGAGUUUUCAGAGCAUGAGAAGGUGUGGUUGGCUCGGAGUUUAUUGGCUUCUUUGGAGGGAGCUUGCAAUCCCAUGUCACAGCCGAGUGCUGUGAAGGACUGGAAAAGCAACACUAAGAUCAUUUUAGCUGAAGGGGGAACUGUCAGGCCAAAAUAAUCCUCAUGCGUUCGAACCACAGGGUCGAUUGUUUAGUGCGAAAUAGCUCCCAUGAGCCAAUUUUGCCUCUCUCUGGCAAUAUUGUCUAUUCUCAGCCCGGCCAGCAAAAAGAAACCAGUCAAGUUUCUCUUUCUGGCUCUCAUGCACUAGCACAAAUGUUACGACAUUUGGGUUGCAAAUGGAGCAGGAGGACGAAGAAAUCCAAGCAAUCAAACAAACAAAAAGCUGUUUUCAUUGCUUUUCUAUUGGGCUUUGGAACAAAAGCCCAGGCUGCGGGCUUUCAGUCUCCCUUUGGAAAUCUGCUUCAGAAUCUGUAGGCCUUUGAAGCGUGUGCCAAGUUCGAUGCUUUUUAAAAGUUGCUGAGCAGGAGGAUUCUUGCUCCAUGCACCUGGUGCUCAAUCAGCCUAUACUCUCGCUGCCUGCAGACUUAGAAAAACGAGGGUGGGAGAGGGAUGUUUGGGAGAUGCCAUUAAGACCAACUCAUGCCCUUAGUGGGGAAGAGCAUGCACACACGCACAUGCAUACGUGCACAUGCACACACACACAUGCAUACACUUGCGUCAGUCUCUCAAGUGACGCAUCCUUGUGGUGUGGAACGUUAUUUGGACGCUUCCUUCGGAUCUCAGCUAUCUUGGGUACGUGGUUUCCUGCUCAGAACCUGAGCCGCUUCGAACCCCGAACAGUAUGGUUCCCUCAGGCACGAUUAAGUCACAAAGUGGACAGCCGUUGUGGCCCUCCACCAAUUCUUAGGGUCCUCAGGGCCCACCCUUCCAGCGAGGAGCCUGGUCUUGGCAUCUUCACCAUUUUCUUUUUAAAGGCCAGGGAGAGGCGCAUCAAUGAGUCCUUUGGUAAAAUCCCCUGAAUGGAAGGAGAAACAUUCCCCCUCCAAAGCUAGAAAAGCUCCAGAUGACGUCAGGCUUGCUUAGAGGAGAGUCCAGCGGUUUGGAGUCUGCUGGACUAUGCAGGAUGUGAGGUUCCAGGAACGUGCUUUGCAGGCUUUUAAGGGAAAGGAUAUGACUAAGGUGCCAGAUGCCCGCAGCUCCCUGUGAAAUCAGCAGGCUCUGUAGUGCCGAGUGCCAUUCAGGAUAAAGUCCCACGUUUGGAAAGUGUGCGUGUGUGUGCAUGCAUGUGCACAUGUGUACGCACAUGCGGAUUGCUGAGUGUGAAGCUGGAACCGUGCCACUGGAAAUAGAAUGGCUUUUGCAACAGGGAGAGACUUUUUUAUAUAUUCCUCAGCCGAGAAUAGUUAAGGCUGUUUUUUUGUCCCUUUUUUCCCUUUUCCUAUCGUCAGUUGGCUCCCUGUUUAAUAAGUGUUUGCCUGUUCCUCUCUCCCAAUCCAAAGCGGCUCUGCCUGUUUGGAAGCGAACCAAGCUUGGAAUUAAAUCAGCUUGUAAACGUUCCAGCGCCUCUUGGCUACCAAGGGCUUAACUCUGAGCUAAGUUUCCAUCAACGCGAAAGGCAUGAACAGAUGAUCAAACAGAAGCUCAGACUCUUGCUGGUAGGAAAUUUUACAGCCUGUCCCAAGAGAGGAGCAUUUUUCUUAGGCAGGCUGGUCUCCGGGCAGUCCGCUGCUUGAGGGAUGUGGGGCAGGGGAGAUAACAAAGCACCUGUCCCUCCGGACAUGUGUUGUAUGUUUACAGCCGGCCCGGGUGCUCAGUGUAGUGCAAGGCCCCCCGAAGUCUUCUCCCAGCAGAGUGUCCCUUGUCGUCUUGUGCAAUCGGGUUGUACAACAGCCGGGCUGCAAGGAGUCAUGGUAACUAACAUGACGUUCAACACGAUUUAGCAAUCUGUAGACAAGGACAAGUCAGCUUACUGUCACAUCAUCUAAUCGCGGGUAAUGCUACCCGAAGCACGGGAUUAACCACAGCUAGGUGGUAAAUACAGUUUGUUCCUGCCUAGACUGACCGCUAGGACAUCAAGUUCAUGUACGCAGCUCCUUAGAGUCAUGUUCUCCACAUAACCUUCAUGUUGCAGUGGAUAAAAGACCAGAGGCAGCUGGCUGCCCCCUCCUCCCUCUCUUUGGGCUGAUCUCAAGCUGUCUUCAUUAUGGCUAUAAGCUACUAAGCAUCCUUUACUCCCUUCGAAGCCAACUUUGGAGCCUCUUGCAUUGCAGGACAUCCCAUCCUGAGGUCUGAUUCUCCAUAGACCCAAAGUGUAGAUAUUAAAAAAAAAGCCAAGCAGAGUAGAGAGCGUUUAGUGUGUUUAAGAGACUGAUUCACUAAAGUGAGUGGGAGAGGACUAAGGUCGUUACACAGCAUUCUUUAAUUGUGUACAAUGGGUGUCAGGCUUCGAGUGAGAUGUAAAGGCGCUUUGGCGCACGUUGCUCAACAUGUGCUAGCUACUACGAGUUCUUCGUACGCAUGGUUCAGGAAGGGGUUAGUGACCUGCGGUCCACAGACCAUACCUGCCCCACCAACUGAUUGCAUCUGGCCAAAGAAGCCAGAACUUCGGCCGCAAUUUGGCGGCAGGGGAUGUUGACGACACCGCGGCAAGGGGGGGGACGUCGGACCUAGCUCCAUUGAUUCAGCCCAUCGCUCCUAAAAGUUUGCUGAUCUCUGCUUUAAGGCACACUGCCUUGUCUGUGUCUCCGUAGGAUGUGUCGGCUAAUCCAAUCUAACAGCAAACCGUACGAGCUCCUACUUUAGACAAAGCCGUUCGGAACGACGUAACCUGGUAGCCAUUUCAAAACGUCCAGGGGGUAUAAAGUAUUGCCAUAGCAGAAGAAGAGUGAUUCUCCCCCUCUCCUUUUUUAAAAUUCAGGUAUAACAAAUGGAAAGGCUGCUAUGAAAGGCUUGAAAGCCAAAUCGCAUUUCUUCUAUAACAAUGUACAAUACUCAGUGACAUUUGUAUUGCUUCUCUACAAAACGAACAAAAACCCUCCCCAAAAUAAAACAAAAAAGACUUCUGUGACGUUUGUGAGUGUUGCUAUUUUAGAAUUUAUUUCCAUAAGUGAUUUUUUUUUUCUUAAAGAUGUUUAAUAGUAAUUCAUAUAAUAAAGUCACGUUGUACUCUUA
Molecule: messenger RNA, 6301 nt
Organism: Alligator mississippiensis (American alligator)
Lineage: Eukaryota; Metazoa; Chordata; Crocodylia; Alligatoridae
Gene: CUEDC1
Product: CUE domain containing 1
Exons: 13
Coding region: 922-2046 (374 amino acids)
Molecular function (GO): ubiquitin binding
Source: RefSeq, a predicted model, not a curated record